CCCAUUUAGGUGCGGGACAGCCGGGUCCUCCGGCGAAAAGUUUCCCCCGCGGUUUGGUGCGGAGGAUGCAAAAUGUCCGGGUUCAGCCCCGAGCUCAUCGAGUAUCUGGAGGGGAAAAUCUCCUUCGAGGAGUUUGAGAGGCGCCGGGAGGAGCGGAAAAGCCGCGAGAAGAAGGAUGGAGAAAAUGCGCUCACGGAGGAAAGUGUCGAUGAUCCAGAUGGUCCGUCUACUUCUGGGCAAGGGUCGAAUGUUGCAACUGAGGGUCACAGUGAAGUCGAAGAGGAGACAUCAGAUGGGGUCAGUAAAUCGGUUCAUCGAGUUUUUGCUUCCAUGAUGGGGGAAAAUGAAGAGGAGGAAGAGGAAGAAGAGGAGGAGGAUGAAGAAACUUCUGAACCACCUACAGCAGGAGACGUUUUUGCCCUGGAGAUGGUGCUUAAUAGAGAAACUAAGAAAAUGAUGAAGGAAAAAAGGCCCCGCAGCAAACUGCCCCGAGCUUUGAGGGGCCUCAUGGGAGAAGCCAACAUUAGGUUUGCUCGAGGAGAACACGGAGAGGCCAUUCUGAUGUGCAUGGAGAUCAUCAGGCAAGCUCCUCUUGCGUACGAGCCAUUCUCAACGCUCGCCAUGAUUUACGAAGAUCAAGGAGACAUGGAGAAAUCUUUGCAGUUUGAACUGAUCGCUGCUCACUUAAACCCCAGCGACACAGAGGAGUGGGUGCGGCUAGCGGAAAUGUCACUGGAACAGGACAAUAUUAAGCAGGCCAUUUUCUGCUACGCAAAAGCCCUGAAAUACGACCCUACCAACGUGCGCUACCUGUGGGAGAGGUCAAGCCUGUAUGAGCAGCUGGGGGAACAUAAGCUGGCCAUGGAUGGCUACAGGCGCAUUUUGAAUCUUCUGACCCCUUUUGAUGGUGACCGCUUUAUGCAUUUGGCAAGGGAUAUGGCAAAGAGUUACUAUGAGGCCAAUGAUAUCGCAGCUGCAAUUGAGAUCAUGGAGGAAGCUUUCAGCAAACACCAAAACCUUGUGUCUGUGGAGGAUGUUAAUAUAGCUGCCGAACUGUAUAUUUCUAACAAGCAGUAUGACAAAGCAUUGGCGGUUAUUACAGACUUCUCAGGGAUUGUGCUUGAGAAGAAAGAGGAAGAAAGUGAGUCACCUGUAGAGAAUAAAGAUCCAGAGGAAAUGGAGCAGGGGCAAGGAUCAGCAACCGACCCCCAAGACUCUGCACGUAAAACCAAUUCUGCUUCUUCAGAAAAGGUUACCUGUUCUAUUCCGGAGGGAGUUCCCAUUGAUAUUACAGUGAAGCUGAUGGUUUGCUUGGUGCAUUUGAACAUCUUGGAGCCUCUCAACCUUCUACUGACCACUCUUGUGGAACAAAACCCUGAGGACAUGGGAGACUUGUACCUUGAUGUGGCAGAAGCGUUCCUUGAUGUUGGGGAAUACAAUUCCGCCCUCCCGCUCUUGAGUUCCCUGGUGUGCUCGGAAAGAUACAACCUAGCGGUUGUCUGGCUCCGCCAUGCAGAGUGCUUAAAGGCGUUGGGCUACAUCGAUCACGCGGCAGAGAGCUAUGCCAAAGUGGUGGACCUGGCCCCUCUGCACCUGGAUGCCCGGAUCUCACUUUCUACCCUUCAGCAGCAGUUGGGCCGGCCUGAGAAAGCCCUGGAGGCUCUUGAGCCCAUGUACGACCCAGACACGCUGGCGCAGGAUGCAAACGCCGCACAGCAGGAGUUGAAGUUGCUGCUCCACCGAUCCACGCUGUUGCACUCUCAGGGCAACGUGUUUGGCUACGUAGAUUCUCUGCUCACGAUGCUGGCGAUGCUGCUCAAGGUAGCGAUGAACCGAGCUCAGGUGUGUUUAAUAUCCAGUUCCAAGUCUGGAGAAAGGCACCUCUAUCUUAUUAAAGUAUCGAGGGAUAAAAUCUCAGACAGCAAUGACCAAGAAACGACCAACUGUGACGCUAAAGCGAUAUUUAUGGUGCUGACCAGCGUGCUGCCAAAGGACGACUGGUGGAACCUCCUUUUGAAGGCCAUCUACGCACUCUGCGACCUCUCUCGCUACAAGGAGGCAGAACUCCUUGUAGACUCUUCUCUGGAAUACUAUUCCUUCUAUGACGACCGGCAGAAGCGCAAAGAACUGGAGUACUUUGGCCUUUCGGCUGCGAUUCUGGACAAGAAUUUUAGAAAAGCGUACAAUUAUAUCAGGAUCAUGGUUAUGGAACAUGUCAACAAACCUCAGCUCUGGAAUAUCUUCAACCAGAUCACUAUGCACUCGCAAGAUGUCCGGCACCAUCGCUUCUGCCUGCGACUAAUGCUGAAAAACCCUGACAACCACGCGCUGUGUGUCUUAAACGGCCACAACGCUUUUGUGUCUGGCAGUUUCAAGCAUGCUCUUGGACAAUACGUACAAGCUUUCCGUACGAAUCCCGAGGAGCCGCUCUACUGCCUCUGCAUUGGGCUGACUUUCAUCCACAUGGCAUCUCAGAAGUAUGUGCUCAAGAGGCAUGCGCUCAUCGUUCAGGGCUUCUCCUUCCUCCACCGCUACCUCCAUCUCCGUGGUUCUUGCCAAGAAUCUUUGUACAAUUUAGGCCGUGCUCUUCACCAGCUGGGUUUGGUACAUCUGGCCAUUCACUACUACCAAAAGGCCCUGGAGAUCCCCCCACUGAUCUUGGAGGGAAUAGAGGCCGACCAGACGGACUUGCGAAGGGAUAUCGCCUUCAACUUAUCACUCAUCUAUCAGACCAGUGGAAAUCUUAGAAUGGCUCGGAAGCUGCUGUACACACAUGGGGCUGUGUGACAGAAUUGCGGGCAGUGAAAACUAAUGCAUGAGGAAUAAGGCCUCUUGCUUUAAGUGGAACAGGCACACAUAUCUGCGGAGUCGAGAAGAAGAGUCCAGAUUUGUGGAAUUUCAGCCCUCAGUGUUGUAAUAUAUAUUUGGAUUGUCAGGUAUUGAUACUUUUCCUCACUUGGCUGAGUGGCGACUUCAAGCAACCUGGCUUUACUUUUAUCCCCACUGGGAAGGACGCAAUGCGACUCUAAGAAGGCAUUUGAAAUGUGCAAUAUUUGCUGUUUUACAAAAAAAAAUGGCAUAAACAGCAUAAAAAACGGCAUAAACGUCAUUCUUGUUAAUAGGAUUCAGACUUUUUUCUAGCAAAUUUUUCCAAGGGUCCAAUUCUAACCAGCUUGUGAGCAUCAGAUUGUUUCGGGGCUGAACAUACUGGAGAAGAGCCGAUUAUCCUCUGACUUAUCCCUCCAUGGGUCUCUCACAGAGACGUUGUUUCUAGUGACUAGUAUUGGAGUAGAUGCAGCUAGUUUCAGCCUCGCCGAAAAGCAGCCAUCUAGUGGAGUAGGUCCAGGGUAAACUGAACAAAGCAGUUGGGGGUGGGUGUCUGUUGUUCUUGUUUCAUGAACAUAAAUGCCAUCUUUUGGAUUACUGGAUUGAGCCAUGGUGUGCCUUGUCUUAAUUUCACCUGCCUUUAUUGACAGUGUCAGCAUUUUCUCUUUUUAUCUGGAAGUUUACAGUCAGCAUUUUCUCUUUUUAUCUGGAAGUUUACAGUCAGCAUUUUCUCUUUUUAUCUGGAAGUUUACAGUCAGCAUUUUCUCUUUUUAUCUGGAAGUUUACAGUCAGAAAGGUGUCCCAACUGAAUCCACCCCAUUCUCCAUUAAAUUUCACGAACACGCCUGCAAUCAAAAUACUGCUCGGCUGGCUCGUGCUUUUGUUCGCCUGUCCAUGGAAAGAAGAAGAAGACGACUUGUUCCCUCACGGCCCUUGAUUGCCUGCAGACCCCAUUCUUCACAAGCGCUAGUUUUUUCCCACCAUUGGGAAUGCCAGAUUGUUCAAAAUGUCAUGGGCUGUGAGGAGGUUUAUCAGGGACAGUUAAACAGGCACGAAGGUGGUAGACUAGGGAUGGCCAUGCUGGCAGGGGCUGAUGGCAGUUGUAGUCCAUGAACAUCUGGAGCACCAUAGGUUGGCCACCCCUGUGGUAGACACUCAAGAUAAGGGAUUGCAAAACAGUGCACGGAAGGUUCAAGAAAAAACAUUUUUGUUGUAUGCACUGAUAAUGUUUGAAAUAGUUAAACUGUUAAACUGGCAAGCAGGCACCAAAGUAGUAGACUAGGGGUGGCCAACCGAUGGUGGCCAUGCUGGCAGGGGAUGAUGGGAAUUGUAGUCCAUGAACAUCUGGCGCACCAUAGGUUGGCCACCCCUGUGGUAGACACAGGGGUUGCAAAAAUGGAAGGUUCAAGAAAAAACAUCUUUGUUUCUUGUAUGCACUGGUAAGGCUUGAAAUAGUGCAGACAGGUGAGGAAGAAAAAUCUCGGGGUUGUUGGGAACAGUUUGUUGAAAAGACACAGCAGUGAUUUAAAGAGAUUUAAGAUUUUAAGAGUUUUAUGGGGGAGAUUCUCAAGAAAGGGACUGAGAAUAAACCUGCCAGGACAGUCGUGUUUUUCUGCAA
Messenger RNA from Sphaerodactylus townsendi, 4444 nucleotides. It is a transcript of the gene GTF3C3, whose product is annotated as general transcription factor IIIC subunit 3. Gene Ontology annotation, molecular function: protein binding. Gene Ontology annotation, cellular component: transcription factor TFIIIC complex. Gene Ontology annotation, biological process: transcription by RNA polymerase III. The transcript has 19 exons. Lineage: Eukaryota; Metazoa; Chordata; Lepidosauria; Squamata; Sphaerodactylidae. Bases 73 to 2787 code for a protein of 904 amino acids. The record is from RefSeq and is a predicted model, not a curated record.